Molecule: messenger RNA, 1602 nt
Organism: Podospora bellae-mahoneyi
Lineage: Eukaryota; Fungi; Ascomycota; Sordariomycetes; Sordariales; Podosporaceae
Exons: 3
Coding region: 151-921 (256 amino acids)
Molecular function (GO): oxidoreductase activity, acting on the CH-OH group of donors, NAD or NADP as acceptor
Source: RefSeq, a predicted model, not a curated record
GCUAUACAUUAUUGGGUAUCCCAUAUUUCCUCCACUGCAUAUUCUGAGUAAGGUCCAUCUAUAGCCCACACAACCACCAGAAAUCUCAUACUCACUACCGCACGCACGAAAUCGACACAAUUUCAAGCUUGCAUACACAAACUCACAACCAUGACUUCCUUCUUUAUCACUGGUGCCUCUAGAGGAUUCGGCUUGGCUCUGGUCAAGGAGCUUUUAGCUCUGCCCACUUCCAAAGUCAGCAAGAUUAUCGCUUCUUCCCGCAGCGACUCUUCAGCCCUCAGUGAAGUUGUCAACAGCUCUUCUGGCCGUGCUGAAUGGGUCAAGCUUGACGUGACAGACCAAGAGUCCAUCAAGAAGGCCGCUGCCGAGACAGAGGCCAAGCUCGGCGGCAAGGGUCUCGAUGUCCUGAUCAACAAUGCUGGUAUCUGUGAAUAUGCGUUCCAAGGGAUAAAGUCCAUGGACAACCUCUCUUCCAGCUUCUUGGUCAACGUCCAAGGCGUUCACUGGGUAACCCAAGCCUUCUUCCCACUUCUCGAAAAGGGCCAGCUGAAGAAGGUGGCCAACAUUUCCACUACCCUUGGCUCCAUCAGUCUGGCAGAGCAUUUCGUUCAAUUUCCUGGUCCCGCGUACAAGAUCACAAAGGCUGCUCUCAACGCUCUGACCGUGCAGUGGGCUCUUGACCACGAGAAGGAUGGCUUCACUUUCAUUGCUCUCUGCCCUGGCUGGAUGAAGACAGAGCUCGGAGGUGGUGACAUGGCCGACUUGACCGCUGAGCAGGGCGCCAAGGCCUCUCUCGACAUCAUCUUCAACAAGAGCCAAAAGGAAGUCAACGGGAAGCUACCCAAGGUAUUUGUCGAGCGCUGGGACAAGCCCGCUCCGGGGAGGGCAAAUGUGUACGAUGGCACCAACGCGCCUUGGUGAAUGGCCAGUAAUGGUGAUGACGAGGUGCAUGUGAAUACAUGCUGGCAGGCCGAACGUGGAAUAGAAACAAUUCAUUCCAUGUGCAUUUCUUUGGCUUCAUGCCGCGUAACACCAAAUGCUGUAUCACCACCAAGGUUAAGUCAUCUCGCGUCAAGAUGCCAAUCACGAGCGCACGAUCUCCGCAUGGCUACAAUGACAUGAUCUGGCACGCAGGAAGCAGGGUCACAGCCAAGGCUGGGUAGCGCAUGCGCUCGGGUAGUCUUUCGCCAUGUGAAAAUCGAAUGAGGCUCUCACCAUGACAUUCCAGAAGACGGCAGCUGGACCCUUCACCAUCCACCAAGUGCAAGCCAAGUCCAAGUCGUCAAAAUAAGGUCGGCGGCGUGGAACUAGGGUGGAUCUGUCAACAACAAGCAUUUUAGCAUAGCAUUAGCGGCUAUCACGACGGGGGUUACGCUGGACACAUGCUGAUCUGGGGUCCUGUCACCUUGAGAGAGAAAUUCCUUGUGACUGUUUGUUUGGUCGUCACGUCAUCUUCUGACACCCAACUUCGCAAAGAAAGGCCGAUCGGUUCACCAUCGCCUUAAACACCCCUGCUUCCACCACGGAACGAGGGCGGAAUGACAGCGGAACUUUGACCGCAGUGACUGCCAAACCCCCAAGCGCAAGGUGGGGAGCCCAGGU